Molecule: messenger RNA, 2682 nt
Organism: Zeugodacus cucurbitae (melon fly)
Lineage: Eukaryota; Metazoa; Arthropoda; Insecta; Diptera; Tephritidae
Product: glutamine--fructose-6-phosphate aminotransferase [isomerizing] 2
Exons: 2
Coding region: 393-2447 (684 amino acids)
Biological process (GO): fructose 6-phosphate metabolic process; protein N-linked glycosylation; carbohydrate derivative biosynthetic process
Molecular function (GO): L-glutamine:D-fructose-6-phosphate transaminase (isomerizing) activity; carbohydrate derivative binding
Source: RefSeq, a predicted model, not a curated record
UGUAAGUAUUAACCUCUACGAAAAACAGUGCAUGGCGCAAUGCAAUAUAAACAAAUAUAUCAAAGAGUGUCAGCGACUUUUGUUCUAUAAAAGCCCGUCAGCAAAGUUUAUUUAAAGAUAGCAAGACGGAAAUUUACGAAUAUCUUAUCUGACUUAAAUCGAUAAGGAAACUUGCACUAAUCAAAUCAUUUCACACUUAACACAUUCAUCAAAACGCUGGAUAUAGAAUAAACAAAGUACAUAUUCCGAAUCAACGAUAAAUGCCGACGUCGAAACUAUUGCGCUUAUAAAAGUCUCAGUCCAGUGCGGUGUACGUGGCAAUCUUCAAUUUGUUUAUUCAACGAAUUGGAUUCAGUAAAUACACACCUAAUUCGCAUAAGAACUUUUACGAAAUGUGUGGUAUAUUCGCUUAUCUUAAUUACCUAACGCCUCGCUCAAGGCAGGAAGUACUCGAAUUGCUAUUAAACGGUCUAAAAAGAUUGGAAUAUCGCGGUUAUGACUCAACCGGAUUAGCAAUUGACGAUCCGGAAGCGGGCGACCAAAGUAGUAACAUUAUAAUUAUUCGUCGUACAGGAAAAGUUAAGGUCUUAGAAGAUGCAGUCGCUGAAAUAUGCAACACUGAUGCUUACAAGGAACCUAUUACCACUCACAUCGGUAUAUCACACACUCGUUGGGCAACCCACGGCCCACCUUCUGAGACUAACUCUCAUCCACAACGUUCAGAUAUUGAUAACAGUUUUGUGGUGGUGCAUAAUGGUAUUAUUACGAACUACAAAGACGUAAAAACACUACUUGAGAAACGUGGCUAUGUAUUCGAAUCGGAAACCGAUACUGAAGUAAUAGCGAAAUUAAUACACCAUUUGUGGCGACAGCAUCAGACUUAUUCAUUCCGUGAGCUUGUCGAGCAAGCUAUUCUGCAAUUAGAAGGCGCAUUUGCUAUUGCUUGUAAGUCAAAACAUUUUCCUGGUGAAUGUGUAGCCUCACGACGUGGUACACCGUUAUUAGUUGGCAUUAAGUCAAAAACACGUCUGUCCAUUGACCAAAUUCCUAUAUUUUACGCCAAGAAACAGCGCGCACAUGGAAAAACACUGCCAGCAGAAGUGUCAUUGCCACCGCGUUACGAUGACACACCAGCCGAAUAUCAACCGUUAGAGGGUAAAGAGGUGGAAUACUUUUUUGCUUCGGAUGCUAGUGCAAUUAUUGAACACACCGAUCGUGUCAUAUACCUUGAAGAUGACGAUGUUGCAGCAGUCAAGGAUGGUGCAUUGAGUAUUCAUCGCCUAAAGAAAUGCCUGGAUGAUCCGCAUGCGCGUGAAAUUACUACAUUAAAAAUGGAAAUUCAGCAAAUUAUGAAAGGCAACUACGAUUCGUUCAUGUUGAAAGAAAUAUUCGAACAACCCGAAUCAGUAGUAAAUACAAUGCGUGGUCGCAUGUUCUUCGAAACACGUACUGCCGUGUUGGGUGGAAUUAAGGAGUUCAUACCAGAGAUUAAGCGUUGCCGACGCUUAAUACUUAUAGCUUGUGGCACAUCAUAUCACAGCGCUGUUGCUACACGUCAGCUACUAGAGGAGCUUACUGAAUUGCCAGUUGUAGUGGAGCUUGCUUCAGAUUUCAUGGAUCGUCACACUCCAAUUUUCCGCGAUGAUGUGUGCUUCUUCAUAUCGCAGUCUGGCGAGACAGCAGAUACGCUGAUUGCUUUACGUUAUUGCAAACAACGCGGUGCGCUUAUUGUGGGUAUUACUAACACUGUGGGCAGCAGUAUUUGUCGCGAGUCACACUGUGGUGUGCACAUAAAUGCCGGUCCUGAAAUUGGUGUUGCCUCAACCAAAGCAUACACAUCGCAAUUCAUAUCUCUUGUUAUGUUUGCACUAGUCAUGUCGGAAGAUAGACUAUCACUACAACCGCGUCGUCUUGAGAUCAUACACGGUCUAGAGACGCUUGCCGAUCAGAUCCGUAAGGUGCUACAACUCAAUUCUAAAGUUCAAGAGCUUGCUAAAGACUUGUAUCUGCACAAAUCACUUUUAAUAAUGGGACGCGGUUAUAAUUUUGCCACCUGCCUAGAAGGCGCCCUAAAAGUAAAGGAAUUGACGUACAUGCACAGCGAAGGUAUAUUGGCGGGCGAGUUAAAACAUGGACCUAUUGCAUUGGUGGAUGAUGAGAUGCCAGUAUUGAUGGUUGUCAUGCGGGAUCCAGUAUACAUGAAGUGUAUGAAUGCCUUGCAACAGGUAACUGCGCGCAAUGGUCGCCCAAUAAUAUUGUGCGAAGAGGGUGAUGAGGAUACAAAAUCAUUCUCAUCGCGUUCCCUGGAAAUUCCACGUACGGUGGACUGCCUGCAGGGUAUACUCACGGUCAUUCCGUUGCAACUACUGUCGUAUCACAUUGCGGUAUUGCGAGGUUGUGAUGUGGACUGCCCGCGUAACUUAGCCAAAUCAGUAACUGUGGAGUAGUGAUGCAAUGAAGUCACGAAAAAAGCGUUUACCAAAUUCAAUAUAUGUGUACAUACGAGUAUGUAUUUCAGUAUAUUUUAAAUUCUUAUUCCUAUAUUCUAUAAAGCAUUUUAAAAUAUAUACUUCAGAAAUUUGUUUUUAUGAUAAAUGCUUAAUAUACGUAUUGAGUCAGAGGUAUUAUGUAUUUUAUUUAAACUAAAUUAUCCUAAUAAAAUUUACUACCUAUAUAUACACA